GGCCCCAGGGCGGCGACGCCGCGCUCGCGGAUUCGGAGAGGGACCAGGCGAGCCUGAGCCGCGAGUCGGCGCCGAGGCGGCCCCUGCAGAAGACGCCCUCGCUGAUGGGCGAGAGCGCCACGGCGCUGGCGAGCACCGCGAGCACCAAGGUCUCGGCGCCGGCCUGGCCGCUCGGCGCGAGCAGGACGCCUUGUCCCACGACGCCGCCCCCCGCCGGGGCCGCGGCGCACCCGCUGGCGCAGCGGAUCCGGAGGCUUCACGAGCAGGCCGCCCCCGCGCUGCGCAGCGGGCUCGCGAGCCAGGCCCGCAUCCUCGAGCUGGAGGUGGACGCCAUGGUCGAGGGCCGCAGCCGGGGCAGGGAUCUCAGGCACUGCCUCUUCGACGUCCCGGGCCGCCGGGAGCACGAGGCCAGGCGCCGGGCCGCCGCGGCGGAGCUGCGGCAGGUGGCGCCGAGCCUGCGGGCGGCGGUGGAGGAGGUCUGCGCGCUCUCGGAGCUGGCGGACCUCGCGGAGCAGGCGGCCCACGAGCUGGACGAGCUCGAAGGGGACAUGCAGGUGCUCAACGCGCAGCUGCUGCACGACCUGCCCGAGCACCUCCUGCAUGCCCUCGUGGACCUCCGCGCAGGCGCCGGCGCGAGGUCUGGGAACGUCGACAACAUGUUACAGUGGGCCGUGGAGAAGGGGCGGAGAGACAUCGUCGACUUCGUGCGAAAACAGGACCUGGGCGAGGCCGAGGAGGGCCAGCUCCCCCGGACCUACCAGGAACUGCUGCACCAAAUCGAGCGCUUCGGAUGGGACAGGAUGCAAUGGAAGGACGGUUUCACCAUGCUCCACUGGGCCGCGGACAAGGGCCAAGAGCGGCUCUGCCUGUACCUUACCAGGCUCGGCGCCGACCUCCGCGCGCGCGACGGGCGCGGCCGCACGCCCCUCGACUGCGCGCUGGCGGCGGGGCACCGGGGCGCGGCGCAGGUGCUGCAGGGAAGCCUGCUCGUGGAGCCCGCGUCCCUGGCCGCGGCGCGGUGA
Prorocentrum cordatum is the source of this 1022-nucleotide messenger RNA. The record is from the annotation of a GenBank genome assembly. NCBI's taxonomy places the organism in Eukaryota, Dinophyceae, Prorocentrales, Prorocentraceae.